AAUGUUUCGUGGUGAUUUUGGGCUUUUGACGUUUUGUAGCAGAACUUACUUUGUUUUACUUGCAUUGUCUUCUCAAGAUUGAAGAGAGGUGGUAGUGGUGUGCACUGGGACGGUGAGGUCGACAAUGGCUGAGGAAGAAGCCGGACAUGUUCUCGCUCAGUUUCGCAGCGAGGAUGGUGAAAAUAGCGGAGCUCCCUUUGAUUUGCCAUUGUCUGUAACAACAGAGCAUUUGCAGUCUGUGUGCAACGAUAUCCUCGAGAAUGAGGAACCGGUUCCGUAUUCCUUCUUCGUUGGAGAUGACGAGAUCAAGGGCAGUCUGGGUGACUGGUAUAGCAAGCAGAAGGACAAGGUCGACACUGAGAAAGCUAUCACGAUUGUGUAUCAGCCUCAAGCAGUUUUCCGCGUCCGCCCUGUUACAAGAUGCACAAGCAGUAUGCCAGGUCACUCUGAGGCAGUUAUCUCUGUUGCUUUCAGUCCUGAUGGAAGGCACUUGGCCAGUGGCUCAGGUGACACCACCGUACGUUUCUGGGACAUCUUUACAGAGACUCCUCACCAUACAUGCAAAGGUCAUAGCCAUUGGAUCUUGUACAUGGCCUGGUCUCCAAAUGGCAAGGUGGUUGCAUCCGGGUGUAAAAAUUCCGAGAUCAGACUUUGGAAUCCUUUGAACGGCCAACAAGCUGGACGUCCUCUAGUCGGCCAUCGCCAAUGGAUAACAUGCCUAGCGUGGCAACCAUUGCACAAAGACGGACAGUGUCGCUACCUAGCCAGUGCUUCUAAGGACGGCGACAUUCGGAUAUGGAACACGUCGAUUAGCAAGUGCGAGCGCAUUCUCUCCAGUCACACGAAGUCCGUGGCAUGCAUUCGCUGGGGCGGUGAGGGCUUGCUCUACUCGGCAUCACAGGAUCGCACAAUCAAAGUCUGGAGAGCUGAAGAUGGUACAAUGUGCCGGACACUGCAGGGCCAUGGCCACUGGGUUAACACGAUGGCACUGAACACAGACUAUGCUAUUCGCACUGGUGCCUACGACCCUGGAAAGCCACAGAAGGUGGCCGUGGCCGAAGCCACAGCGGAGGAGCUGACUGCACUUGCUGAGGAGAGAUAUGACAACGCCAAGGCUGGUGGCAAGGAGUUGAUGGUAUCUGGCUCUGACGACUACACUUUGUUCCUGUGGGAGCCUGCAAACGACAAGAAACCAAUUGCAAGAAUGACCGGUCACCAGCAGUUGAUCAAUGAUGUUCGCUUCUCACCGGACACUCGAUUUAUCGCCAGCGCAUCGUUCGACAAGUCGGUAAAGCUGUGGGAAGGCCGGACAGGAAAGUUCAUUGCAACUCUACGCGGUCAUGUCAACGCAGUAUACCAGGUCGCUUGGUCAGCUGACAGCCGACUACUGUGCAGUGGCAGCAGGGACAGUACUCUCAAGGUGUGGGAUAUCAGGGAACGCACGCUGCUGAUGGAUCUACCCGGCCAUGCAGACGAAGUCUUUGCUGUCGACUGGAGUCCCGACGGAGAGCGCGUGGCAAGUGGUGGAAAGGACAAAGUUCUCAAAGUAUGGAGAACGUAAUCACUGGAUACCAUGCCACGCUACCGGCCAAGAUGGUUGAACCCACAAAGGAAGUUGAGGAACACCCACGUCAUCAUCUGUGUUAUCACCGAAUCAAUUACGUCUCGUCGUCCCUGCGACACACCUCUGUUUGUGUGUGGUCAGCAGUCAUGAAGUCAGUCCAUGUUCUCAUAGAAGUAUUAAUACUCCUGUACAUAACAUCUUCAAACUCAGAUCAUCAGUUUUUAUAGGAUAUUGACCAAGACGAGGUCUAUAUCCUAUUUAUCACGAUUCCUUUGCCAUAAUCCCAACGUUUGAUCCUUUAGGAGCUAUUUUAGGCUUUUUGGUAUAGCAUUUGUACUAUGGUGUACAUAGGAUGUUGCCUAUUGUGGGCACAAGACUGUAAGAACAACAGGCCUGAGGGUUCAGCAUGUGCA
Molecule: messenger RNA, 1977 nt
Organism: Sycon ciliatum
Lineage: Eukaryota; Metazoa; Porifera; Calcarea; Leucosolenida; Sycettidae
Product: notchless protein homolog 1-like
Exons: 17
Coding region: 125-1561 (478 amino acids)
Biological process (GO): ribosomal large subunit assembly; Notch signaling pathway
Cellular component (GO): nucleolus
Molecular function (GO): protein binding
Source: RefSeq, a predicted model, not a curated record